Molecule: messenger RNA, 1989 nt
Organism: Rhinichthys klamathensis goyatoka
Lineage: Eukaryota; Metazoa; Chordata; Actinopteri; Cypriniformes; Leuciscidae
Gene: dpf3
Product: double PHD fingers 3
Exons: 12
Coding region: 85-1260 (391 amino acids)
Biological process (GO): nervous system development
Cellular component (GO): nucleus; nBAF complex
Source: RefSeq, a predicted model, not a curated record
ACUGAGGUCCGUAUUGGCUGCUUUCCUUUCACACGGAUCCCAAAGAACUCAGAGAUUUGGAAUAUUAGGUUACAGUGUGGCAAAAUGGCGACUGUCAUUCAGAAUCCGCUGAAAUCGCUCGGGGACCAGUUCUACAGGGAGGCCAUUGAGCACUGCCGCAGCUACAAUGCCCGCUUGUGUGCGGAGCGCAGCGUACGCAUGCCAUUCCUGGACUCUCAGACGGGCGUAGCUCAGAACAACUGUUACAUCUGGAUGGAGAAGCGGCACCGAGGGCCAGGGUUGGCGGCAGGUCAGAUGUACACCUACCCAGCGCGUUGCUGGAGAAAGAAGAGGCGACUUCACCCACCACUAGACCCGCAGCUUCGCCUUUGUGAACUCAGACUUGAGGCUGAGCUAAUGGCCAAGAGGGAAGCCCCACCGACGGAAGCCACGGCCCUGGAGGCACUGCUACGAGGUGACGGGAUCUUGGAGAAGAGAAACAAUAACUCGAAAGAGGAAGAGACACUACUGGAAAUCCAGAGGGUGCUUGAUGCAGACGAAAAUGGGGAUGGUUUCCAUGACGAUGAGGAUUUUGAAGUGGACACACCAAAGAGGAAGCAUCGAAACAAAGGCAGGGGUCGAGGCUCUGGGCGCAGGCGAACAGAAGCAGCGGCCAAUGACGAUCAGGAUAAACCCUACGUUUGUGACAACAGAUACAAACAAAAGCAUAACUCAAAAACUGCUGACUCAGUCUGUGGGAAGCGUUACAAAAACCGCCCUGGACUAAGCUACCAUUAUGCCCAUACUCACCUUGCUGAAGAGGAGGGUGAAGAAGAACGAGAAACUGAAAUCCCCCAGUCUCCUCCUGUCCACCAUGAGAAUCACAAACCACAGAAAGGUCCUGAUGGCACGAUCAUCCCUAAUGACUACUGUGACUUCUGUCUGGGAGACUCAGGCUCUAACAGGAAGACAGGCCAGGCUGAGGAGUUGGUUUCCUGUUCAGACUGCGGCCGCUCUGGCCAUCCUUCAUGUCUGCAGUUCACAGACAACAUGAUGCAGGCUGUGCGAACAUACCAGUGGCAGUGCAUCGAGUGUAAAUCCUGCAGUCUGUGCGGCACCUCAGAGAACGAUGAUCAGCUUCUGUUCUGCGAUGACUGUGAUCGGGGAUACCACAUGUACUGCCUCAAGCCUCCUAUGACACAGCCACCUGAAGGAAGUUGGAGUUGUCACCUGUGUCUUGAUCUGCUGAAGGAUAAGGCAUCUGGUUUCGGAGAGCCGUAAGCGUUGAGGUCCCAUACAGACACGCACAGCAGACUCAGGAUGGAUGUUCAUCCUGUUUUCCUCUGUAGUUUUCCUCCUGUAGUGUGAAGUGGAGAUUUCCUCUUCCUCCGUGUUACAAACAUUUUCCUCAAUCACGUCUAGGCAAUCGACAGGUCACACACAUAGUGAAUUCCAAAGGCAGAAUUGAGUCCAGAUCGUCUGCUCGCCUACAAAUACAACUCACAUUUAUAUGAAAAGUACUUAGUAAAAUAGCAAAAUCCGUAUUAGAACUAUAUUGCGAUUGAAUGAAGUGAUAAUGAAACUCUUGUACACUAAAAAAAUCUCCUGAGCUGUGAUUCUAAGGCAUUAUUUCUUUGAAAUUACGAUUGACAACACCAGUUUUAAGAAAUAGCAGAUUUUAAAGUCAAUAUCAUGGUGACAAGCUGUUUGUACUGUAAAUCUGUAAGAAAUAAAAAGCAACAUAAACUUACCCAGAGACACACACCAGUGGUAUAAAGCAGAACCCCUUUCAUUUGAUUUGGUUUCUAUUCGCUUUAAUCAUGUUUUUAAUGUGUGCAAGAUGUAAGUUUACAGGAUUUUUUUUUUGCAAAGACAUUUUUGGCUUGCACAAAGAAAGAAAUAAUGAGGAUAAAUGUGAUUAGAAGCUCAUCUUUCUUACUGGGAUCAUCAUUCAGGUAGACAUUUAGAGCUUAGUAUCAGAGUUAUUGUGAAAGCAAUCUUUUAUCUAAA